AUGUUCUCCGACGCCGCUUUGGACAUCCUCCUGUCCGUCUUUGCCUUCACGCUCUUUUGGGCCAUGCCCGCUUCCGCUCUAGCUCUCCUCCUGCUCCUCAGUCUGCGUACUCGCCCCUCUUCGGCAGUCCGACGUAUACAUUCUGAUUCAGACUCCAUUGGAGACCGCCUUCAAGUCAAGCUCCGCCUCGCUGAAACCAAGGAACGUCUUCUUGCCGUCGAACUUGGAGGUACCAAAGCACACCGAGACGUACUCCAGACAGAAAACGCCGCGCUGAAAAAAGGCUUCGAAGCAUACAGGCAGGUCACAAGAACUCGCAUGCAGAAGAUCGACACGGACAACGAGGUUCUUCGAGAAGAAGCGUACGAGGCGAAGACGAAGCUCCGGACCAGCGAGCGGACCGCUGCUCAGGCCAGCAAGGAACUCGACCUGUCUUUAUCGGCGCAGGCGCAGGCUGAGCGACAGGCGGAUGCGAAUCUUGUUCGGGCCGAAAGGGCUGAACAAGAGAACGCAAUCCUAAAGCUCGCCCUCCCCUUCGCCGAGGACCGUUGCGGUGCAGUCUCCAAAUCCUCUGACCCGGCAACCCCGGCCGUGGACGCGGUCGACGCUCUCAAGAAAGACCUCGAGCGGGAACGGGAGCGUGUGGCCACUGCCCUUCGGCGUGCGGAGCAUAACGCCCACCUCGCAGACUCCAAUGCCCGACUCGCAGUGCAGAACGGGGAGAACUCUGCCAAGGCCGAGCGCGCUCUCCGGUCGAUGCAUGCGCUGGUCGAGAUGGCAAGUGAGCGCGAGGAGAAGAUUGCGCGCGAGUUGUCCUCGGUCGAGUUCGCGCUUGCGUGCGAGCGGGACGAACGGCGGACGGUGGAUGCGGAGGUGCGUCGCCUGCAAGGCGUGCUCCGGAGGUGCAUGUGUGGAUGCCGACGGGGGCCACCGCGUCCGCAGGUGGACACGGCUGUGCGGCUGCGCGAGUUGGUCAGGCUGAAAGAGGCUAAGCAAGUUUUGGAUGAGGAGAACAUGAGGCUGGUUACUCUGAAUCGGGGGCUGGAGACGGAGCUCACAUCACGCGUUGGUCAGAACAAGUCCCUGAUAUGCGCAGCCUAUGACCACAAGACGGAGGCAGAGAUGUAUCAGGCCAGGGUGGAGAUCCUGGAAGGGAUCAUACACAGGCAUGCAGGUGCAAAACAGGAGCUCGCGGAUCUCGAUGCCUCCAUAAAACACGACCGCUCAACCCAUGUGGAUGUAGUCCUGACCACACCCGAUCAUUUGGACAUCUCCGGACACGAUGCCGUCUCUGGAAUUGGGGUGACGAAGCUUUCCGAGGAAGCUGUCCCUGUGCCUGUCUUCGCUAACCUUGCGCACCCCGAGAGUAUCCACCUGCCAGUUAGUCAACUUCCUAUGCCAUCUUCCCCUGUACGAGUGGAUCGGCGCUCCGGACUGGGCUUGAGCCCCGUACAUGAUUCGGAGGAGAGUUCUAUUAUUGAAGACGAGGAAUCCGGCGAUGAGGAUCCUAUUGAAAGAUUGACUUCGCCGUCGCUCUCUCUCUUGGCUGGCGACGAAGGAACAGACUCCUCUUCGAGCUGCUCUUCACCUCCCAGCACGGAAGCAAGCAGCGUCGCUAGCAACUGUAGUUCACCAACCUCCUUGGCCGAGGACGAUCUUUGCGAGCUGGAUACAAGCCCGUGUCCUUCUGCGGAAGGCCCAGGAAACGUUUCAGAGCCGAAGGAAGACAUUUAG
Coniophora puteana RWD-64-598 SS2 is the source of this 1734-nucleotide messenger RNA. RefSeq lists its product as uncharacterized. The transcript has 3 exons. The coding region runs from base 1 to 1734 and encodes 577 amino acids. NCBI's taxonomy places the organism in Eukaryota, Fungi, Basidiomycota, Agaricomycetes, Boletales, Coniophoraceae. The record is from RefSeq and is a predicted model, not a curated record.